GUAGCCCGUAGCACUCGCUACGAACGACAGUUCAACGACCCCGCGAAACCUGACUCCAAUAUUAGUGAAUGAAUAAACAGUGCUAUGUGAAACUGAUCUUGUUCUGUGCUGUUCUCUGUGCAAGGAAAUAUAGAUUAUUCUUAGUGGCAGUGCAAGUGUUGUUGUGUGUGUGGAUGGACUUGCCCGAGAUGUGAAACAAACAUCAGCCCGGAGAUUGAAAAGCAGUGCGACAGAAACGAACAAAAUGCAAAGCUGAGUUUCGCCGUCCGCACUGACAUGCCGCGGGAGCCUGGGCCCAGGAGGCAAUGCCCCGAGGGAAGUGAAGUGUAGUGUUCAAGGAAUGUGACAGUGAUGGUGCAGUGAUCAACAUGCCAGCGCUGGGCCGCCUGCUCGCCACGGCGGCUGUCCUCGGCGCCGCGAUCCUCGCCAUGGCAGCAAAAAACGUGCCGACGACGCAGGUGGUGGCGGUGGCGGGCGAGCCGGCGUACCUGCCGUGCGACAUCGCCACGCAGGAGGAGGACGACGCCGUGCUGCUGGUGCUCUGGUACAAGGAGGACCUGGGCACGCCCAUCUAUAGCGUCGACGCGCGCGAGCGAGACUUCGGCGUGGCGGAGCGGUGGUCCGACGAGAGCGUGUUCGCGUCCCGAGCCUACUUCCUGCCGGAGCGGAGGCCGGCCGAGCUGGGCGUGGACCGGGUCCGGGCCUCCGACCAGGGCCUCUACCGCUGCCGGGUCGACUUCAAGCAGGCGCAGACACGGAACUCGAGGGUUAAUCUUACUGUUAUCGUGCCUCCAAGCAAGAUGGUGAUCACGGACGAGCGCGGGGACGUGAAGCAGGCCAUCGUGGGGCCCUACGUGGAGGGGGACCAGUUCACGCUGCAGUGUGACGUCACGGGAGGCCGCCCCCGCCCGUGGGUCAAAUGGUACCGAGACGAGGUGGAGACGGACACGCCGGCCACGGCGCUGCCGGGCGGCGGCGUCCGCGGCGUGCUGCGAGUGGGCCCGCUGACCCGCGCCGACGUGCGCGCCGCCCUGUCGUGUCGGGCGAGCAACCACCCGCGCGCCCAUCCCAUAGAGACCACGCUCACGCUUGAUAUGAACUUCCCCCCCUUCACGGUGCACAUCCUGGGCUCCAACCAGCCGCUGUCUGCGUCGCGGCGCUACGACCUGCUGUGCCAGAGCUCCGGGUCCCGCCCGCCCGCCUCCAUCACCUGGUGGAAGAAUGGACAGAGGAUCAACAAUGCUAAGGAGACGCUAUCGACGGACGGCAACACAACGACGUCGACUGUCUCCCUCCAACUCUCCAAGACGGACGCGGGCGCGCGGCUCGCGUGUCGCGCCUCCAACCCGCAGAUGCCUUCAGUACCCGCGUUGGAGGACGGCUGGACACUGGAUAUACAAUAUCUUCCAGAAACCGUGGUCCGGUUAGGCACAAACCUGGACCCUACAAAUAUUAGGGAGGGGUCAGACGUAUAUUUCGACUGCAUCAUCAACGCACACCCUUACGUCUACAAAGUGGAGUGGAGACAUAAUGGCAAGACCCUGAACCACAACGUGGGCCACGGGGUCAUCAUCAGCAACCAGUCGCUAGUGCUGCAGGGCGUGGGACGCCGCACGGCCGGCAACUACACCUGUGUGGGGUUCAACGCGGAGGGCGACGGGGAGAGCAAGCCGUUUAGGCUGGACGUGCUGUAUGCGCCGACAUGCCGCAGCUCGCAGCAGCGCGUGCACGGCGUGGCCAAGCAGGAGCGCGCGCACAUCACGUGCCACGUCGACGCCAACCCGCCCGACGUCACGUUCCGCUGGACGUUCAACAACACGGCCAACAGCAACGAGGUGUCGGACGCGUAUGUCUCGCGCGCGGGCACGAGCUCCACGGUCACGUACACGCCGCACACGGAGAUGGACUACGGCACGCUGCUGUGCUGGGCGCACAAUCGGAUCGGCCGCCAGCGCGUGCCCUGCGUCUACCAUAUUAUUGCUGCUGGCAAGCCGGACCAGGUGCACAACUGCAGUGUGGUGAACGCGUCGCUCGCCUCGUUCGGGGUGCGCUGCAGUGAGGGCUUCAACGGAGGCAUGCCGCAGAGCUUCCUGCUCGAAGUGCGAGAAAUUAACACUCAGGACAUUGUAGCAAACGUAUCGAGCGCCGUGCCACGGUUCACAGCGGUGGGGUUGUCCCCUGGACGCACGUACGCGGCGGUAGUGCUCGCCUACAACGCCAAGGGACGAGGCGAGCCGUACCCACUGAGGGCCAGCACGCUACGCCCGCCUGAGAAACAUCAUGUUCAUGAUAAGAGCUUAGACCUGCCUCGCACCGCGUUCCAGAUGUCGGGGGCGAUGUCGGCGGCGGUGGGGGGCGGGGGCAUCGUCAUGAUCCUCGCCAUCCUGUUCAUGGUGGCGCUGAGGCAGCGGUGCGCCAAGAGGAAACCCAGGUCCGGCCCGCCGCCCGGCAGUCAGCCCGGCUCCCCGGACAAGCUGCGGGAGAAGGACGACAGCGAGAGCGAUGACAGGAACCCGGAUAUUAUACCCUCGGAUACAGACCAGAUGCAGAGCGAGUACUACCGUCAGCAGCUAGUGUCGACGAUAUCCCCAGCCACAGGGCGAGCACGGGGCAGCGUGGCCGGCGUGCGAGCCCUGCCCGCCUACUGCGCGCUUCGCCCCGCGCCCGCCGCCCAGCACAAUAACGGCAACAGCAUUCCGCCGCCGGCGCGCUUUGCCUCGGGGUCUUGCACGCUGCCUCGCGGCUCCACCGUGGCCGCGGGGGACCGCUGCGGGAUCCCCAUGCAACACCUGCGCACCCUGCCACGCCCCCUCCCCGCGCCCGCGCCCGCCGCGCCCCGCCCCCUGCCCCGGGACACCCCGCUCUGACAGACCACGCAACUAUAGGACUAGCUGUAAAUACUUUUUUACACGAAAAAAAUAAUGGAGACUUUUUUUCAAAGUGUGUUUGAGGUGUGUGUUAUGUCUCGGGUGUGCGAUUCAGUUUGAAGACUGACGGUUUGUGGUGAAUGGUUAAUUGGAGUGUCAGUUCUGUGUUCGUUCGCCUAAUCUUUGCCUGCCAUGCGUUUCCUACUAGCGGAAAUUUUGUAACAUUUAUACCUUUGGGAUACGAAAAUGUAUUGCGAGCGAGGCGGGUGAGUAAUAGCGCAAACAAAUUGUAAAUCAAUUCGGAACAAUGUAUCAAUUUUAUUGUUAUUGAAAUUCAAUUUUUGUGCUUCGUUAAAAAUAAAUUUUAACGGGAUGUAAGUAUUAGUUGCAAAUUGAUAUUUUAUUGUGAAAAUCACAACGUUCAGUGGAGUGGUUUGAAACAACUCUGCGCGAUUGAGUAAUCCCUUGCAAUUAAGACUUUGCUGAUCGCAUAUUAGACUAAUUAUAUCAAUUUUAGAACAGAUUUGUUCCAUACAAUUUAAUUUUUACAUACACCGACCAAGCAUAUAUUGUAUAUGCUGAUAUCAUUAACCGCGUGUUUCAUAAUGUCUGGAAAAAAAUCGCUCUAUCUCUCUCUCUCUCCAAAGUCGAAACGUACAAUUUCACAGAUAACCUUUAUCAAGGCGUAGUUUAAUUAGAGGGUUACUCUAUACUGACGAAAAAUUCACGAACGAGAGCUGUCGUGCAAUCGGCACGUUUAAUAACACGAGAUAGAGUCGUAUCUCGCUCAAAACGCUCCGAAACUUAGUUUUUCGUCCUAUUAAGUGAUCCCUCAGGCUCUAAAU
Messenger RNA from Plutella xylostella (diamondback moth), 3712 nucleotides. RefSeq names its product sidestep VII transmembrane protein (gene side-VII). Lineage: Eukaryota; Metazoa; Arthropoda; Insecta; Lepidoptera; Plutellidae. The record is from RefSeq and is a predicted model, not a curated record. Gene Ontology annotation, molecular function: protein binding.